AUUUGUGGGGAGACAAAUCGUUUCUUUUUCAUGGCAAUCUCAGCGGCGACUCUUGAAGUUGAAAGCGCCAAUUUGUCAUUUAAACCUCUCAAGUCUCGAGCUGCGAUUUGUUGGUGCUUCUGCAUUUUCUCUGAAGAGCUUGUUCUUAAGUUGUUUCAAUUGUGGGCGAAAUUCUUAGAUUUGAGUAGUAGACCAUACUAGCAAAAGAGUACCAGAUAAACUCGGAUGGUGAGAUCGCUUCUCUUUUUAACGAGAGUCCUCUUUUGUAUCACUUUUUUUCCUAUAGUUGUCCGUUUAAGUUCGUAAGGAAUGAUCGCGUUAUCACACAUGAUCUUGACUCGCAUAUCACUUCAACUGCGAAUUUAAUCUGUGUCUUGGGCGAUUCUUGGUAGAUCUUUCAGAAUAGUUGGUUUCAUUCAGUUCGGUGCGACAUUUUUCUUCUUUUCCUCCUCUCCAUCCUCUGCUAGAACUUGUAAUUAGUGCCAUGGUUCAGGACAUUGUUACACUGACAUUAUCUAGUCUUGACGUAAAGAGGAUAAAUGCUGUCCUUUUGUUUGAUAAAAUCCCUAGAGAGCAUGAACGUUUGUUUCAAAAUUCCCAAUUAAUAGGAGUAACCCUGGGGAAAAUUCUCUAAUACGUAAUAUUCUUUUUUCUUUACAAAACAAUGUUCCAUUGUUCCUGACAAAUAUGCUUGUGUUUGCAUUAUUGUCAUUUGUGAAGCUGUGACUAUGAUUGCACGUGGGUGGGUUUUCCUACCUUAAUCUUGAAGUGGUGUUUCCUGUAUAUAUGCUCUCCAUUUGCUUAGCGAUUCUCUUUGUCAUCAUGAUCUUAGGUCUGUAAUUCCUGGUGGUUUAUGUUCAUGUUUAACAUAGCAGUCAAUGUCAGAUGAUUAAAGCUUUUGCUCUAUACGUGGAUGAAUCAGUCAAUGAUGCUGGUAUUUUGCAUUAUUCUUGACAAAUGGACUACUUUUAGCAUUUUUGGAGAAACGAAGGUCUAACGAAAGCUGACACUCCUGUUUUUGAUCCUAAAUACUGAAGAAUCGAUUGAAAUCUGUUUGAUGGCCUCUUCAGAGCCUCUGAAUUCAGGAGGGUCUGUUCUAGUAAAUGCUGGUGGCUUAAGGAAGCCUCGGAUCCUUCUUGCUGCAAGUGGAAGUGUUGCAGCUAUAAAGUUUGCAAAUCUCUCUCAUUGUUUUUCAGAAUGGGGAGAAGUGAAAGGAGUUGCCACAAGAGCAUCUUUGCAUUUCAUUGAUAGAACAGCGAUUCCCAAGGAUGUGAUCUUAUAUACGGAUGAGGAUGAAUGGUAUAAUUGGAAUAAACUAGGUGAUCCUGUGCUUCACAUUGAGCUAGGUCGAUGGGCUGAUGUCAUGGUCAUUGCUCCAUUAUCAGCAAAUACUCUAGGCAAGAUUGCCGGAGGAUUGUGUGACAAUCUACUGACAUGUAUUGUAAGAGCAUGGGAUUACAGCAAACCCGUCUUUGUUGCACCAGCCAUGAACAGUUUAAUGUGGACUAAUCCUUUCACCGAGCGACAUAUCAUGGCCAUUGAUGAACUUGGCAUUAAUCUCAUUCCACCUGUUCCGAAGAGGUUGGCAUGUGGGAAUUAUGGGAACGGCGCAAUGGCUGAAACUUCUACCAUUUUUGCAACUGUAAGACUCUUCUUUGAGUCAAAGGCUCAUCAAGGUGUCUAUCGCAGGUAGCAGGUAUAGGCAAUGGUGCGGUUCGGUGGUCUGCCGCAGUGCUGCUACUUGAUCGUAAACCUUUUCAAUCACCGUUGUAGGCGUUUACACAUUUUAUACACACCACUCUCAGCAACAUUUGACAAUUACCAUUUGACAAAAUCUUAGCAAACAUGUCCAUAGGAAUGAAUUCAAAUCAGUUAACUGUCUUGCAGAUGAUCAUAAAAGGGUAAAGUAAGAGGAUUACUUGACAGUCUUGCGGAUGAUCAUAAAAAUGUAAGUGUAUGGAUUUCUAAAGUUCUUGGUUGUGUGGAUUAUAUCUGUAAAAGCUGAAUACAAGUUGGGGGACCAAAUAAAGUUAAACCAUGAGUCCA
Molecule: messenger RNA, 2046 nt
Organism: Prosopis cineraria
Lineage: Eukaryota; Viridiplantae; Streptophyta; Magnoliopsida; Fabales; Fabaceae
Product: probable phosphopantothenoylcysteine decarboxylase
Exons: 4
Coding region: 1058-1693 (211 amino acids)
Biological process (GO): coenzyme A biosynthetic process
Cellular component (GO): phosphopantothenoylcysteine decarboxylase complex
Molecular function (GO): phosphopantothenoylcysteine decarboxylase activity; FMN binding
Source: RefSeq, a predicted model, not a curated record